Messenger RNA from Suillus discolor, 514 nucleotides. RefSeq lists its product as uncharacterized. NCBI's taxonomy places the organism in Eukaryota, Fungi, Basidiomycota, Agaricomycetes, Boletales, Suillaceae. The annotation marks the transcript as partial. Gene Ontology annotation, molecular function: monooxygenase activity. The record is from RefSeq and is a predicted model, not a curated record. Gene Ontology annotation, biological process: secondary metabolite biosynthetic process. The transcript has 3 exons.
GGCGCUGGCAUUCAAGCCAGCCCUAACGUCUCGCGCCUCUUAAAGUGUUGGGGUCUCGGCCCACAUCUCGAAGAGCUUGGUGUCAAACCACACAAUUUGAGCAUUAGACGAUGGAAGAAUGAUGAGGUCGUGGGGUUCACGCCAUUUGGGGAGACGUUCGUGAAGGAAUACGGUUCCCCUUAUUACCAUGUACAUCGAGCUGAUUUUCACCGUAUGCUCUAUGUGGCGGUUGAACCAUACUGUAACAUACGUGUAGGUUGUCGUGUUGUAUCCGUGGAUCCGUCAAAACCUAGUGUGAUGCUUGCAUCUGGGGAGAUUGUAUCUGCUGACGUACUCAUUGGCGCUGAUGGAGUCAAAAGUAUUACUCAGCAGUAUGUCAUCGGCGGGCCCGAUGCACCCAUGGCUACUGGAGACUCUGCUUACAGAGCCCUCAUCCCGACCGAGAAACUUCUGCAGGAUGAUGACCUGAAAUCACUGGUGGAGAAGACAGAAUCAAUCAUUUGGAUGGGCCCUA